This is a messenger RNA of Plasmodium gallinaceum, 3546 nucleotides long. RefSeq names its product RNA-binding protein, putative. Gene Ontology annotation, cellular component: U12-type spliceosomal complex; nucleolus. NCBI's taxonomy places the organism in Eukaryota, Apicomplexa, Aconoidasida, Haemosporida, Plasmodiidae. Bases 1 to 3546 code for a protein of 1181 amino acids. The record is from RefSeq and is a predicted model, not a curated record. Gene Ontology annotation, molecular function: RNA binding. Gene Ontology annotation, biological process: positive regulation of mRNA splicing, via spliceosome. The transcript has a single exon.
AUGAAUGGCAAGUUUUUUGAAACGCAUGAUAAUAGCUCGUAUGAGCAUAUGCAUAAUGAAUAUUUAAAUUAUCCUAAUUUUAAAAAAUAUAUUGAUGAAAAUAAUAAUAAUAACAAUUUUGAGGAAUCUAGAAAGUAUAUACAUAGAGAAAUAACAAAAACUCUAAAUGCAAACUCUAUAAAAAUACAUAGAGUUUCAAAUGAAGGGCAUGCACAAUGUAACAAAUCCUCAAAAAAUAUGGAACAGAAUAAAAAAAAAAUUAUGUACAAUAAUGUUGAUGAUGUUGAAAUAAAACGAAAUAAAAAUAUUAAUAAUUAUACUAACAUAAAAUGUAAUAACAAUAUAAUAUCAUCUACUCAUAAAUCUGGAGAUAUGAAAGAAUUAGUCGAAAAUACCGCAAAUAAUACAAACAAAAGAAAGAGUGAGAUAAACAAUGAACGUAUAAAUAAGGUAAGCGAGACGUGUGAAAAAAAAAACCUGUUGAAACACGAACUAUUUUCAGAUGCUAAUAAGAAUAUCUUUGUUGACAAAAGCAGUAAGAAAAGUAAAAGCAUUGAACAUUUUAUUUUUAUAAAUGAAGAAAAGUUAAAUAAUACUAGAAAUAUCGGUCAACAAUCUGAAUUACAAAAAAAUAAUAGUAUUGAAAUUUCUGAAGAAUUUAAUCCAAAUAUUUUUAGUUUUAAUGAUUUGAAUAAUGCAAAUAGGAAGACAAAUUAUUUCAAUUCUAUUAAAAUAGAAGAUAAAAAAAAAAAAAAGGAAAUGGAUAAUAAAAAUUUUUUCAUUAAUCAAUCCCUUGAAAAUGAGCAUAAAGAAAAUUAUAGUUCUUGUGAUAACAUUAAAAAUAAAAAUAUUUCUUAUGUAAUUAAUAACAAUAAAAAUAUGUAUAAUUAUGAUAGUAAUAUUAACAUUAAAAAUAUUCAGAAAAAAAUUUUUUGUGACAGAAAUGAAAAUUCAGGAAGCAAUAGAAUAACAAAUGAUCCUAGUAAAUAUAAAAAGUAUAAUAACUUAAAAGAUAAUUUUUUUUUGAAUAAUAGUCAAAGAGAUUUUUCUUCAAAUUUCAAUAUUUUAAAAAAUAAAUCAGAAGUAUUCUUGAGAACUGACAUAGAUGAAAAAAUUUAUGCAAAUAAUAUAAUGUAUGAUGAUUAUUUUACCAUUGAAAAUCUAGAAAAAUGUGAUGAGAAAAAAGAGUAUUUUAAAAGAGAAGAAUAUAAUAAUAUGAAAAGUGAAAAAAAUAUAGGAUUUAAUUACCAUAAAAAUUUUGAUAAUAGUAAAAUAUUAUCGAAUAAUAAAAAUAUUUUUAACUAUAAAUAUAAUUUUGAUAAGAGAAAAUAUGUUGGUUUUAUUGAAAAAAAUAACAUAAAUAUAAAUAAUUUUAACAAGGAAUAUUUAAAUGAUAAUAAUUUCAACGAAUUAUCAUUCCAGAAAACGAGUAAUGAACCUAGUAAUAAUAGAAAAGAAUAUUUUCAAGAUGCUUUAGACAAAAAUGAAAAUAGCAUUUUCAAUGAAAAAUUAAAAGAAAAUUUUUCCGAGAAUAACUCAAGAUUAUUAAAUAAUAUUCAGUUUGUUCCUUGUAUAUAUAAUAACAAUAAUGCGAACAUUCCAAUAGAACAAAAUGAAAGUACCACCUUAAUGAAUUGCUUUUUACAGGAAAAUAAUUUAUAUAAUAAAAAUAAGAAUGACUUAAAUUUAUGUGACAACUUUACAUUGAAUAGCAAUAUUUUAGAUUUAAAUGAUAUAUUGAAUAGUAAUGGAUAUUUUGAUGAUUCUUCUAAAUUUGAACGCUUAGAACUGGGAACUAAUGAUAUAGAUUUAGAACCUAAAGAAAAUAAUAAUAAUAACUUAAAUUAUAUAGAAAAAAAGGAAGAAUAUGUAAUAAAAUUGUUUUUUGGAAAUUUAGCACCUAUAACUACAGAAAAAGAUAUGCAUAAUUUAUUUAGUAAUUUUGGGAAAUGUGAUUCUUUAAUAAUUUUAAAAGAUAGAAGAAGUAAAUCAAGAGGUUCUGGUUUUGUUACUUUUUAUAAUAUGCAGGAGGCUGUAAAUGCUAUUAAAUGUUUAAAUAAUAAAAUUAUAUUAUCAGGAGCUCAUAAACCAUUAGAAGUCAGAUUUCCUGAAAAUAAAGAAGAAAAAAAAUUAAGAACUAAAUUAUUAAAUGCAGCCAAAUGGAAAGGAAAAAAAAUUGCUCCUAGUGGAUGUUUGCCAGUUAGUACAGAAGACAUACUAAAUCACACUCCAUUAGAUAUGAAUAUGCCAAGUAAUUUUUCUUUUUUAAAUCAAAAUGACUCUUGUUUUUUUUCCGAGAAUGAUAAUGCUUCAUAUGAUAAUAAAGAUAUAAAUAAUUAUGAAACAUCAAAUAUAAAUCAUUUUAAUUACUCAGAAGAAUUUUCUGAGCUCUAUAAAACAACUAGCGAAACGACAGUAGAUACAUUAAACACAGAUUACUUUAACAAAAUGGAAGAAAACAAAAUGAAUAGAUAUAAUUCUAAUAAAUUUAUGCAAGAAAAUUUAUCUGAAGAUAUGAAUAUACAUUUAAUGCAUAAAAAAUAUGAUAAUUUUUUACCAAAUUUUUUAAUUGAUGGUAUAGCUGGAAAAGGAAAUUCAUUUGAAACAAUAGGCACAGUUAGGCAUAAUAAUUUAGAUCAGGAAAAUAAGACUCACUUAAGUAAUUUUACUACUAUUGAAAUAAAUGGAACAAAUAGUAUGUCUGAAAUGAAAUCUGAACCAAUAAGUAGUAUUAAUGAUAAGAACAAAAAUACAAAUUAUAAUUCUGUGCAUAAUUAUAAGGAUGAUCAAAAUUCUUACUUUUUUAAUUUUUGUAAUAUCUCAGAUAAAGAGAAAACAGAAAACUUGAACGAUUUUUGCCCAUAUUUAGACAAAAAAAAUAAUUUUCCUAAUAGAGAUGAAGAAUAUGAACACGGAUUUUAUAAUCCAUGUAAAAAAAAAAAUAUCGUAAAAAAUGUUUUAAAUGAUCUAGAUAAUGAUAUAAAUGAUAUUGUUAUAAAAUAUGAUAAUAUGAAUAAUAGUAAUAAUAAUAAUGUAAAUAAUAAUAAUGACAAUUAUAAUUCAUGUGAUAAUUCUGAGGGAUAUAAUAAUUUUAAUAUACAUUAUUUAGGUUUCAAUUUAUCCCAUUUAAUAAAAACAAAUGAGGAUGGUUUAUUAAAAAAUCAAAAUUUAAGUAAUGUAAACUCUAGUAAUGAUGAAUUAUUUAAUAAAGAAAAAAAAAUUGAUGAUUAUGAAAAUGACGACCAAACAAAUGAAUUAUUUAAAUUAAAAAUUACUAAUCCUCAUUCUUCCAUAGAUCUUAUAGAAGACCAUAAUAUAAAUUUUGAGACAAAUGAUAAUUUAAGCGAUGAAAUGUUAAAAAAUUUAAUUAACCUUUAUACAAAAAAUAAAUCUUCUAUUUUUACAUCUCAUAUGUUUAGUUAUUUAAAUAAUGUUUUAUGUGAAAUAAAUAAUGCAUUAGAAAUAUUUAGCAAAUUUAAUGUUAAAACUUCCUUAAAAAAUAUGAAUAAAAAUAAGAAAUUAAAUAACGAAAAAGAAUUUACAUGA